AUCGCUCCUCCUUUCUUGUUUCCCUCUUUCUACCAUCCCUCGUUUCAGUAUUGUUCUCAUUUUUGCUUUCCUUCCACUCGUUGAUCGUUAUAUUGUCUUGAGUUCUUUUCCCCUACUACUCUACCACCUACUACUACUAUCCCGCUCCCCACCCUCAGGCCAUGAGUGUCCACUCCUCUUCUUCCCGUCCCGACGCUGCCUGGGACGAAGACUGGGAGCAACAGGCCGAUAAACUAGCCACAGAACCGUCCCCACCCCCCGAUUCGGCCCCGACCCCGGAAAAGAAGGUGUCCUCCAAAGUCACCAAGGCCCAACGUCGCGCGCAGCAAGCCGAGUUCAAUCGCCAACUAUGGGCUGAAGCUGAAUCCCCGCAGACCUUCCACUUCCUCGAAACCCGCUCCGAUGUCCCCCUCAAGCAGGAUAUCAAACCCGCCGUCACCCUCCUCAGUCGCAAUCCGCCCCCGCUAGUCACCCGCCAGUCCUCCUCCAGAGCCGUCGAUGCCGCCGCCGACGGCCUCGGACGCAUGGGGUUGGGCGUCGACGACGACUCCGAGGAUGAGAGACCCCCCGAGCCGACCCCCGAGGAGCGCCACGCCAUUGCGUUGAAGAAUCGCGAGGAAAAACAGCGCAAGUACGAGGAGGUGCGCGAGAGGCUGUUUGGAAGCCCCUCCGCGACCAACUCCGGCGCUUCGUCGCCCCGCAGCGCCACUCCGCCGAAGCAAUUUGAGGGCAGAGGGAAGGGAAGGAGUCGUGGCGGAGCCCGGGACAAUCACAGUGUCAGCAGCGGCAGUAAUAACAACACCAACAAUCGAGAGAAAAGGGACCAGUCGGUGGCAUCAGGCAAAUCGAGACAGCUUUACGACCCUGGAUCCCCGGCCAAAUCCCCCUCGAAUCACGGACCGAAGAAGGACAAGCCGCUGACCACCCGCAACGCGAAUGAAACGGCCCCUCAACAACCGUAUCGCUCCCCUCGUGGACCCGACGCGAGCGGAAGUGGCGGGUUCCGAUCUCACCGAGGUGGACGAGGCGGUUAAACUACGGAUUACGCUUCCGACAGGUCCGUGGACACGGUUACAUGGGCCAACUCGGUUUCGUUCAAUUCCAGGGGUAUCCUCAACACAACUACCAUGCAAAACCGACUGUUUCCGCUCUCCGCACGCCUGGGAAUGAAAUUUUUCCUCCUCUCAGCCCUCGGUCGAUUACGGAAGGCCUCUCCCCGAGUUGAUCGCGUUAGCAACUUGGGAAGUAUUCGGUCGGUUCUCUGUACGCACGUUAGCGUGAUACCAACCGACACGGGACUUCACCCAUCCACUCACGUGCAUAUCGUUCAUAGCUAUCCAGAUAGAGCUCAUCUCCGCUGGUGGUCGCCUUGACAUGUUCAUUGGACUCAAGCGCGUCGACCCAGGCGGCCCAGCGAGUGCCCUGCUCCG
Messenger RNA from Aspergillus campestris IBT 28561, 1430 nucleotides. RefSeq lists its product as uncharacterized. The record is from RefSeq and is a predicted model, not a curated record. NCBI's taxonomy places the organism in Eukaryota, Fungi, Ascomycota, Eurotiomycetes, Eurotiales, Aspergillaceae. The transcript is spliced from 3 exons. The coding region runs from base 162 to 1034 and encodes 290 amino acids.